This is a messenger RNA of Ochotona princeps (American pika), 898 nucleotides long. It is a transcript of the gene IGF1, whose product is annotated as insulin like growth factor 1. The transcript is spliced from 5 exons. The coding region runs from base 244 to 723 and encodes 159 amino acids. The record is from RefSeq and is a predicted model, not a curated record. NCBI's taxonomy places the organism in Eukaryota, Metazoa, Chordata, Mammalia, Lagomorpha, Ochotonidae. Gene Ontology annotation, molecular function: hormone activity; growth factor activity. Gene Ontology annotation, cellular component: extracellular region.
UGUUUCCUGUCUACAGUGUCUGUGUUUUGUAGAUAAAUGUGAGGAUUUUCUCUAAAUCCCUCUUCUGUUUGCUAAAUCUCACUGUCACUGCUAAAUUCAGAGCAGAUAGAGCCUGCGCAAUGGAAUAAAGUCCUCAACAUUGAAAUGUGACAUUGCUCUCAGCAUCUCCCAUCUCUCUGGAUUCCGCUUUGCCUCAUUAUUCCUGCUAACCAAUUCAUUUCCAGACUUUACUCUUCAGAAGCCAUGGGAAAAAUCAGCAGUCUUCCAACUCAAUUAUUUAAGUGCUGCUUUUGUGAUUUCUUGAAGGUAAAGAUGCGCAUCCUGUCGCUCUCGCAUCUCUUCUACCUGGCCCUGUGCUUGCUCACCUUCACCAGCUCCGCCACGGCCGCACCGGAGACGCUCUGCGGGGCUGAGCUGGUGGAUGCUCUUCAGUUCGUGUGUGGAGACAGGGGCUUUUAUUUCAACAAGCCCAUAGGGUACGGCUCCAGCAGUCGGAGGGCCCAGCAGACUGGCAUCGUGGAUGAGUGCUGCUUCCGGAGCUGUGAUCUGAGGAGGCUGGAGAUGUACUGCGCACCCCUCAAGUCUGCCAAGGCAGCCCGCUCCGUCCGCGCCCAGCGCCACACCGACAUGCCCAAGACUCAGAAGUAUCAGCCUCCAUCUACCAACAAGAAAACGAAGUCUCAGAGGAGAAGGAAAGGAAGUGCAUUUGAAGAACACAAGUAGAGGAAACGCAGGAAACAAGAACUACAGGAUGUAGGGAGAGCCUUCUGAGGAGCGAAGGACAGGCCACCGCAGGACCCUUUGCACGAGUUACCUGUGAAACACCGACCAAAUAUCAGUUUGAUGACAUUUCAAAGAUGGGCAUUCCCCCCAAUGAAAUACACAAGCAAACAUUCCA